Aspergillus heteromorphus CBS 117.55 is the source of this 1342-nucleotide messenger RNA. RefSeq names its product putative ABC transporter. The transcript has 2 exons. The record is from RefSeq and is a predicted model, not a curated record. NCBI's taxonomy places the organism in Eukaryota, Fungi, Ascomycota, Eurotiomycetes, Eurotiales, Aspergillaceae. Bases 276 to 1115 code for a protein of 279 amino acids. Gene Ontology annotation, molecular function: ATP binding; ATP hydrolysis activity.
GGGUGGGGGUGUUCUCUCUCACCUUGGACUUGCCCGUGCCUGUCGAGCCGACGACGGCGAUGAGGGGCUUCAUGACGAAUGAUCGGGGAAGAAUGGGCAUGGGAUUGGAUCUGCCAUCUGGAUCGAUCCAGACGGAUGCGGAGGAGAAGCGGGAAAAGAACGGAUGGAGUGCGCAGUUUAUGCCUGACUAACACUUCGUAUCUCCCCGCCCGCGACUGACUGACUGACCAGCUCCGGAUUCCCUUUGCAUUUUCCUGGUCAGUUUACUUCUUCUAAUGGCCGAUCACAGUGACCCCUCGCCCUCAAUUGAGGUCAAGAACCUCUCGUUCAAGUUCCCCGGCGGCGCGCCCGGCUUGACCGAUGUCAACCUCCAAGUUCCUGCAGGCAGUCGCACUCUACUCAUCGGAGCCAAUGGCGCGGGCAAGACCACUCUUCUACGCCUCCUGGCAGGCAAACGCCUAGCCCCCGCCGACACCAUCGCCGUAGCCAGCAAAGACCCCUUCAAGGACGGCCUGGAAGGCGUCACCUACCUGGGCAUGGAGUGGGUGCUCAAUGGCAUCGUCCGCACGGACAUCGACGUGCCAACCCUCCUCGCUUCCGUCGGCGGCAACGCCUACCCGGACCGUCGCGAUGAGCUCGUCCACAUCCUGGACAUCGAUCUCGAGUGGCGCAUGCACGCCGUGUCCGACGGCGAGCGUCGCCGCGUGCAGCUAGCCAUGGGCCUCCUACGCCCCUGGCAAGUCCUCCUGCUCGACGAGAUCACCGUCGAUCUGGAUCUGCUGUCCCGCGCCAACUUCCUGGCCUUCCUCAAGCGCGAGACCGAGUCCAGACCCUGCACCAUCGUCUAUGCCACCCAUAUCCUGGAUAACCUAUCCCUGUGGCCAACCCACCUCGUCCAUAUGCAUCUGGGCUCGGUCAGACAAUGGGGCCCCAUCGAGAAGUUCCGCGAUGAGGUCAAGGAGUCCUCCCAGAAUAGCCAGCUCGGUGAGCUUGUGCUUAAAUGGCUCCAGGAAGACUUGGGGCACAGGGGUCCCCGGAAUGGGUACACCAGUCAGGCUAAGACAUACCCGUCCCUUGAAGGUCUGGGUGGCUAUGGGCUGGAGAAGCGAACCUAAUGUGCAAUGCAUAUAUAUGGUUCUGAGCCAUCUGGUUUCCUUUUGCCUUGUAACAUCAUCGGUUCAACCAAUAUCACUGGAUAUGCAUAGCAAGCAGGGGUUUACGGCGUCGUUGAACCUUUUUUUUUCCCUUUACAUCUUUCCUACAUUUUCUAGACGAGGCGGAUACAUUCAACACCCCAAGAGUCAUUUUUCAACAUUUGUCAUGAUCCCAACCGAUUAUAUAC